AAAGUUCAGUAUAUAAUCUGCAGUGAUGUGAGAUUCUUUGUACAACAGUACUGUAGCGUUACGGUAGGUGAGCUGAAGCUUAAGAUGGCUACUCCUGAUCCUUUGACUCCGCCUGUCCAGCAGAUUCCUGCGGAAGUUGCAGCCAUUAGUACUGGAGAAAAUGAGCAAGAAGAAAGGCAGCAAGAAGCACCUGUAGCCAAGGUAAUGGAUUGUGAGGAGGAAAGCAAAAGUAACGAGGUACUCACCACUACUAGCACACAUCCCCAUCAUAACAGUGCAGAUUUAGGAGAGUCUACCGAGUACCGCACUUUACGUAAUUGCUACCCAGAAUUGGUAGAGCAUGUCAAGCUGCAGCUAACAACAAUUUCUUCUGCCCUUUUUUCGAAAAGCUACAUACCAAAUAAUAUCCAUGAGGACUCAACCAGUGAUGGAGUAUCAGAUGAAAAGAAAGCUAAAAAAUUACUGGAUGCAGUGCUAGCGAAAGUAAAGCUCAACCCUGAUACUUAUCAUGGCUUUGUUGAUAUUCUUGGGAGAGAGGGACCCUGGGCAGAUGAUAUCAUCAAGCAUUUAAAGGACCAUUUUCACUCUAUCAAAUCCGAGAUGAAGCAAACCCAACACAAAGGCCUGGUUGAGAGAGCAAGUGACACUAAACGAGUGCUUGUCACUGUUGACAAUCGUGAAGAUAGCAAAGAAAGACUGUACAUCACUGAAAACAUUCAAACUCUCCAAAAUCUCACCGAAGAAAUUCGUCAGAUGUUUCAGCUGGACGGGCACUGUAUCAUCACACUUCAAAUAUGGGAUGCCAGCUUCAAUGACUUUGUGUCUAUCAAAGACAUGAAUGAGAUACAGGACUGUUGCAAGAUCAAUGCUGCCACCAGGAAGCAAGCACAGACACCUCAGAUUCAGACUCAAGUGGUCUACUGUGGUACUAAUAUAUUCUUGGGCCAAUCCAACAUGCCUGCGAAUGUAAAUCCUCGUAGGCAAAGCAACACAUUUCCUCGUAGCCGAGGAGCUCUUGGUGCUUACAUUGUUUAUAACAAACUUUGGAAGGAAAGAGAGGUACUGAAAGUGUUCUUCAAGAAUCCCGAAGUAAUUCGAAAGUGGAAGUGCAGAAACGAGCCGAUGACAACUACCAACAUCCUUGCUUGGGCAGCUGUUUGGAAUCAUCCUUUCCACAGCAAUAUUAUUCCGACGCUCGAAAUAACAGAAAAUAUUGAAAAUUCUGACAUAAGAGUGCAGUUUCUUGAGGAAUCGAGUGGUUGCUGGUCGAUGGUGGGCACAAAUGCUUCGGGGAAGGACAUUACUAUGGUACUGGAUCUCAGCCGUCACCCUCCUAAUGUGCAAAGAAGUCUGGUCAUCCACGAGUUUGGACAUGCCCUGGGGCUCGAGCACGAACACCAGCGCUCAGAUUUUUGGGAUAUUGUCGGAAAGCACAUUGAUCUUGAGAAAAUGAGGAAAGAUGCACCGGUGCAGAGAGCUCCUGAAUCUGACGAUGAGCAGGGGGGGGUAGGUUUUGAGAAAGACUGGGAGGCAAAAAUAGGAGGGGGUGAAGAGGAGUACACCGCUGUCAAGUCUGAGUAUGAUUCGAAAAGUAUUAUGCAUUACCGCUUUGAUGUCAAAUGGCUCAAAGAUGGUGUUUCUACAUUGGCUGACAUUGAGACACACCCGGAUCUGUCUAACAAAGAAAAGAAGUACCUCAAAGCAAUCCUCCAGCGAAGUGGUAUUGGGCCACUACCAAAGGAACCAUCAAAAUUGGACAUUCAGGAAUUGGUGAAAGCAUAUGAGACAACUGGACGUCGUCAGAAACCCCCUCUAGAAAUGACAAAAACUUUUCAGAAUCCCACUAGCAACGAACACGUCACAUUGGAUGAUGCUCACAUGGAGGAGAAAGACACUCAAGAGCCCAAAAUCUGGACGGGGAGGUCUGUACUGAAAGUAUACUUCAUGAAUCCCGAAAUUCUUGAGGAGUGGGCAAAUGGGACGAGAAUCGACAACAUCAUGACGUGGGCAUCUUCUUGGAAUUCUCCCUUAUACGAUCAAAUUCCAAGGUUUGAGGAAACCAAAGACGAUUUAACUGCCGACAUCCGUGUCAGGUUUUCAGAUUCAUCUGGUAGCUGGUCUGCAGUGGGUACUGAUGUCCAAAAAGUAAAAAAGAUGAAGCCGACUAUGAUGUUGGAUCUAAAAAGCUAUAAUCGCUACUUUCAGAGGUACCUUGUCAUUCACCAGUUUGGACAUGCCCUGGGACUCGAGCAUGAACACCAGCGCAUGGACUUUUGGGAUGGUAUCAGGAAGCACAUUGAUACAGAGAAGAUGGGAAACGACAAAAGCACAGGGAACUACAGUUCGGUGUCAUCGAAGGCUUUCAAAAGAGAUUGGCUGGAAUUGGGGGUGAAAGCACACAGGGAAAGUGUUAUUCCCUAUGACCCACAGAGCAUCAUGCACUGGUGGUUUGCCGUCGAAUGGCUCAAAGACCCUAAAUAUCAUAAGCUAGAGAAUAUCAAGAGUGACUCAAGCCUAACAGAUGAUGAGAAGAGGUUUCUGGAGGCUAUUCAUGCAAGGAACAGGAAGUAUGUACUAGCCCCCUCGAAAAGCGACUUUGAGUACCUUGGAGAGGUUUACAGCCGACUCGGAGAUCACGAGGAAAAAGCUACUGAAUUUGAGAGCUCUGAAGUUGAGGAACUCUUAAAACAGGUUGAUGUGAACAAAAUCAAAGGUAUAUGGCUAAGUACCACUGAUGUGAGCGAUUCUGAUCAAGCUCAGGAAACAUGGAAGAAGAUAGCACGGUUUACAGCUGAGACUAACUUGGAUUUGUAUCGUGAAAUAGUUGAGAGAUGUCGUCUUUGAGGAAGAUAAACUUGGUUUGACUGUUAGCACAGAAUUUCUUUAAUAAAUCCAAAAAUUAAUGUGUGUGAUUUUGUACAUUAGAAUGGUGUGUGCAUUCACUAUUACGUAUGUAGCUAUAUAAUUAUUA
Messenger RNA from Halichondria panicea, 2971 nucleotides. RefSeq lists its product as uncharacterized. Bases 85 to 2844 code for a protein of 919 amino acids. The transcript has 12 exons. Gene Ontology annotation, biological process: proteolysis. The record is from RefSeq and is a predicted model, not a curated record. Gene Ontology annotation, molecular function: metalloendopeptidase activity; zinc ion binding. NCBI's taxonomy places the organism in Eukaryota, Metazoa, Porifera, Demospongiae, Suberitida, Halichondriidae.